UACGUUGCAAGGUAACUAUGCAGAGUGGGGGAGGGGUGUGUGUGCGUGUGUGUGUGUGUGUCAGGGGGAUAUUAUGGGAUGCCUGCCCCCUGAUCUCUUUGUGUGUGUGUGCGCGCGCGCCGGGUGUGUGUUAGUGUGCGAGGGAGCGAGAGGAGACGCGUCGUGCGCACACGCUGCCACAGAAAACACGAAUUUGUAUUUAAAUCGUGCGUCUGCGUUUCCUUCACAAUAAAGAUCCGCCGAGAGGAGACUCAAACUGUGGCGGGAGUUACGGAAUCAACUUACUGUGGCCGGGUCACCACUCUGGAUUACACACCAUAACUUUAUUUAGUUAGCUAAAGUGCUAGCUAACUAAGUGGAAAGUUUUCUGCUGUCCGCUAUGUCUGGAAGCGAGGACGAGCGGGAUGAGUACGGAGCCCCGGAGGAGCGGUUACUGCACGAUGACGAUGAGGAGGAGAUCUCGGAGAACGAGACUCCGAAGGUGAAGAAGAAGAAAAAGGCCAAGAAGAGCAGAGAGAGUAAAGGCAGCAAGAGGCGGUCGCGCAGAGAGGAACUUCCCAUCAGCUCCCCGGAGCACAUGGACGUCGGAGGGGCCGAAGAGGUGGAAGGUGGUGUCGCUGUGCACCGCACGGACAGCGAGGGCAGCGACUACACUCCAGGGCGCAAGAAGAAGAAGAGGGCCAGCAGUGGCAAGGAGAAGAAGAGGAGCAGCUCCGGGGCCGAGCGGAGCUCCUCCAAGAAGAAGGAGCCGGAGCCCGAGGAAGACGAUGACGACGACGAUGACGACAGCUCGGAGCCAAAGUCUUCAUCCCAGCUGCUGGAUGACUGGGGAAUGGAGGACAUUGACCACGUUUUCACUGAGGAAGACUACCGCUCUCUGACCAACUACAAGGCCUUCAGCCAGUUCGUCAGGCCCCUCAUCGCAGCCAAGAACCCCAAGAUCGCAGUGUCCAAGAUGAUGAUGGUUCUGGGCGCCAAGUGGCGUGAGUUCAGCACCAACAACCCGCUAAGGGGAGCCGCUGCUGCCAACGCCGCCCUGGCCACCGCCAACGUACCUGCCGCUGUGGACAACAUGGUGGCAGAGGUUGUCCCGAUUGCCCCUCCACCCCCGGCCCCAGUAGAGCCCCCGCCGCCGCCUGCGCCGCCGCUACGGAAGGCCAAGACCAAGGAAGGCAAAGGUCCGAACGCCCGCAAGAAGACAAAACCUACGCCGAAGCCUCAAGACAAAAAAAAUAAUGCCAAGACCAAGAAAGUGGCUCCUCUCAAAAUCAAACUUGGCGGCUUCAACAGCAAAAGGAAACGCUCGUCGAGCGAAGAGGACGAGCCUGAAGUAGACAGCGACUUCGAGGACGGCAGCAUGAACAGUGUCUCCGUCUCAGAGGGAUCGAACAGUCGCAGCAGCCGAACCAAAAAGAAGCAGUCGUCCAAGAGCAAACCCAAGAAGAAGAAAGAAGCUGAGGAUGGAGACGGGUAUGAGACGGACCACCAGGAUUACUGCGAGGUGUGUCAGCAGGGCGGCGAGAUCAUCCUGUGUGACACUUGUCCGAGAGCGUACCACAUGGUCUGCCUGGACCCCGACAUGGAGAAGGCGCCCGAGGGCACCUGGAGCUGCCCGCACUGUGAGAAGGAGGGCAUCCAGUGGGAGGCCAGGGAGGAAGUCUCAGAGGUCGAGGAGGACCCCGUCGAGGCAGAAAUGGAGGAGGACGACCACCACAUGGAGUUCUGCAGGGUCUGCAAAGACGGAGGAGAGCUGCUCUGCUGCGACUCGUGCCCCUCGUCCUACCACAUCCACUGCCUCAACCCGCCGCUCCCGGAGAUCCCCAACGGAGAGUGGAUCUGCCCGCGCUGCACGUGUGCCCCCAUAAAGGGGAAGAUCCAAAAGAUCCUGACUUGGCGUUGGGGCGCCAUUCCUCCCCCCACACCUGUCCCUCGCCCUCCGGAGCUUGCAGCAGACGCCCCCGACCCCUCCCCGCUGGUAGGGCGGCCGGACAGGGAGUUCUUCGCCAAGUGGUCCAGCAUGUCGUACUGGCACUGCUCCUGGGUCACAGAGCUCCAGCUGGAACUCCACUGCCAGGUGAUGUUCAGGAACUACCAGAGGAAGAACGACAUGGACGAGCCGCCGCCCAUCGACUCUGGCGAAGGGGAGGAGAACAAGAGCUUGAAAAGGAAAAGCAAGGACCCCAUGUACGCACAGCUGGAGGAGAAGUACCUCCGCUUCGGGAUCAAGAUGGAGUGGCUGAUGAUCCACCGCAUCAUCAACCACAGUGUGGACAGAAAGAACAACGUCCACUACCUGAUCAAGUGGCGAGAGCUGGCGUACGACCAGGCGACGUGGGAGGCCGACGACAUGGACGUUCCCGAGUUUGACCCGUACAAAGUGCAGUACUGGCACCACAGGGAGCUGAUGAUGGGAGACGAGGGGAGACCCGGCAAGAAGAUAAAGGUCAAAGGACGAUUCAAGCGUCCGGACAGGCCUCCAGAGAACCCCGUCAUAGACCCGACGAUAAAGUUUGAGCGUCAGCCGGAGUACCUGGACGUCACGGGCGGGACGCUGCACCCCUACCAGCUGGAGGGUCUGAACUGGCUGCGGUUCUCCUGGGCUCAGGGCACAGACACCAUCCUGGCUGACGAGAUGGGGCUGGGGAAGACGGUGCAGACGGCCGUCUUCCUCUCCUCGCUGUACAAAGAGGGCCACUCCAAGGGGCCGUUCCUGGUCAGCGCGCCGCUCUCCACCAUCAUCAACUGGGAGCGAGAGUUUGAAAUGUGGGCGCCCGACAUUUAUGUUGUGACAUACGUUGGCGACAAAGACAGCAGGGCCGUCAUCCGGGAGAACGAGUUCUCCUACGAGGACAACGCCAUCCGAGGAGGGAAGAAGGCCUCCAGGAUGAAGAAAGACUCGGCAGUCAAGUUCCACGUCCUGCUGACGUCCUACGAGCUGAUCACCAUCGACAUGGCGAUCCUGGGCUCCAUAGACUGGGCCUGCCUGGUGGUGGAUGAGGCUCACAGGCUGAAAAACAACCAGUCCAAGUUUUUCCGGGUGUUGAACAACUACCCUCUGCAGCACAAGCUGCUGCUGACUGGAACUCCUCUGCAGAACAACCUGGAGGAGCUUUUCCACUUGCUCAACUUCCUCACACCUCUGCGGUUCAGUAACCUGGAAGGCUUCCUGGAGGAGUUCGCCGACAUCGCCAAGGAGGACCAGAUCAAGAAGCUGCACGACAUGCUGGGUCCACACAUGCUCAGGAGGCUGAAGGCCGACGUCUUCAAGCACAUGCCCUCCAAGACCGAGCUCAUCCUGCGAGUGGAGCUCAGCCCCAUGCAGAAGAAGUACUACAAAUUCAUCCUGACGAAAAACUUUGAGGCCCUGAACACCAAAGGUGGAGGAAACCAGGUUUCUCUGCUCAACGUGGUCAUGGACCUGAAGAAAUGCUGCAACCACCCCUACCUCUUCCCUGCGGCCGCUAUGGAAGCUCCGAGGAUGCCCAACGGGAUGUACGACGGCGGCGCUCUCGUUAAGGGUGCCGGGAAACUGACGUUGCUGCAGAAGAUGAUGAGGAAGCUGAAGAACGGAGGACACAGAGUACUUAUCUUUUCACAGAUGACGAAGAUGUUGGACCUGCUGGAGGAUUUCCUGGAGAACGAGGGCUACAAGUACGAGAGGAUCGACGGAGGAAUCACAGGCGGGAUGAGACAGGAAGCCAUCGAUCGCUUCAACGCUCCUGGAGCCCCUCAGUUCGCCUUCCUGCUCUCAACGAGAGCCGGAGGUCUGGGUAUCAACUUGGCCACCGCUGACACCGUCGUGAUCUACGACUCGGACUGGAACCCUCACAACGACAUCCAGGCCUUCAGCCGAGCUCAUCGUAUCGGUCAGAACAAGAAGGUGAUGAUCUACCGCUUCGUUACCAAGGCCUCUGUGGAGGAGAGGAUCACUCAGGUCGCCAAGAAGAAGAUGAUGCUGACUCACCUGGUGGUCAGACCUGGCCUCGGAUCCAAGACCGGCUCAAUGUCCAAACAGGAGCUGGACGACAUCCUCAAGUUCGGAACCGAGCAGCUCUUCAAGGACGAGUUAGAGGGUUUUCACCGGUCUAACAACAAGGAGGAGGACAGCAGCAUCAUUCACUACGACGACAAGGCCAUCGACCGGCUGCUGGACAGAAACCAGGACGCCACCGACGACACGGAGCUGCAGAGCAUGAACGAAUACCUGAGCUCCUUCAAGGUGGCUCAGUACGUGGUCAAAGACGAGGAGGAGGAGGAGGAGGAGGUGCAGCGGGAGAUCAUAAAGCAGGAAGAGAGCGUGGAUCCCGACUACUGGGAGAAGCUGCUGCGUCACCACUACGAGCAGCAGCAGGAGGAUCUGGCCCGAAACCUCGGCAAAGGCAAACGAAUCCGCAAGCAGGUCAACUACAACGACGGCUCCCAAGAAGACAGAGGUAGGAGGGCGAUUACUUCAUCAACAUCAGCUGAUUGGCAGGAUGACCAAUCCGACGGCCAAUCGGAUUACUCUGUGGCCUCAGAGGAAGGAGACGAGGACUUUGACGAGCGAUCAGAAGCUAACUCCCGCAGGCCGAACAGGAAGGGCCUCCGGAACGACAAGGACAAACCACUGCCCCCCCUGCUGGCCAGGGUGGGAGGCAACAUCGAGGUGUUGGGUUUCAACUCUCGACAGAGGAAGGCCUUCCUGAACGCAGUGAUGCGUUAUGGGAUGCCUCCCCAGGAUGCCUUCACCACCCAGUGGCUGGUCCGAGACCUGCGAGGGAAGUCUGAGAAGGAGUUCAAGGCCUACGUCUCUCUGUUCAUGCGUCACCUUUGCGAGCCCGGAGCUGAUGGCGCCGAGACCUUCGCAGACGGCGUCCCCAGGGAAGGGUUGUCACGGCAACAUGUCCUCACCCGUAUCGGCGUGAUGUCGCUUAUUCGAAAGAAGGUGCAGGAGUUUGAGCACGUGAACGGUCAGUGGUCGAUGCCGUGGAUGGCCGAGCUGGAGGAGAACAAGAGGGCGGCAGCUCAGCCCGAGUCGCCCGGGAAAACCCCGUCCACCGGAACCCCCGCUGACACGCAGCCCAACACUCCUGCUCCAGUUGACGAGUCGUUAAAGAACGACGAGGCUUUGAAGGAAGGAGAGAAGGAGGUGAAGAAAGAGGUCGAGGCAGAAAAGAACAGCAAAGAGCCGGCGAAGGUGUCGGACGAGGUGAUCGCGAUUCCAGACGAUGACGAGAAGAGUCCGCCAGCAGCGGAGGAAGAGGAGAAGAAGAAGAACGGGGAGGAGCCGAUGGAGACGGACAAACCCAGCAAAGGAGAAGCAGAGAGCGCGAAAGAGAAGGAGGGCGAGACGGAGGAGAAGAAGGAGAAAGAGAAGGAGAAGGAGAAAGAAGGCGUGAGCGAGAAGAAAAGUCCGGAGGCAGCAGAGGAAACAAAGACUCCUUCAGAGGAAAAGACGGACGCGGCAGAGGUCAAACCUGAGGACGUGGAGGUCAAAGCAGAAGAAAAGAAAGAAGACAAGACAGAAAAGAUGGAAACAACACCGGCUGCAGACGAAAAGAAAGCCGAUACGAAGGAGGAGAAAGAGACUCCGAAGGAGGAGGCGACGGCCAAACUGCAGAACGGCGAAAGCAAGGAGAGCGCCGCCCCCACCCCCGCUGCUGCCGCCGCCACUGCUGCCACCCCCGCCGCCGCCACUGCUGCCGCUGGCGCCACUGCCCCCGCCGCCGCUGCCACUGCUGCAGCCGUCAGCGAGGAGAAGAAGAAGGCGAAGACCAGGUUCAUGUUCAACAUCGCAGACGGAGGAUUCACAGAGUUGCACUCCUUGUGGCAGAACGAGGAGCGCGCUGCCACGGUUACCAAGAAAACCAAUGAGAUUUGGCAUCGUCGCCAUGACUACUGGCUGCUGGCCGGCAUCAUACAACACGGCUACGCUCGCUGGCAGGACAUCCAGAACGACGUGAAGUUCGCCAUCCUCAACGAGCCCUUCAAGGGGGAGAUGAACCGAGGGAACUUCCUGGAAAUCAAGAACAAGUUCCUCGCCAGACGCUUCAAGCUGUUGGAGCAGGCGCUGGUGAUCGAGGAGCAGCUGCGCCGCGCCGCCUACCUCAACAUGUCGGAGGACCCCUCCCACCCCUCCAUGGCCCUCAACACGCGCUUCAGCGAGGUGGAGUGUCUGGCAGAGUCGCACCAGCACCUCAGCAAAGAGUCCAUGUCCGGGAACAAGCCGGCCAACGCCGUCCUGCACAAAGUGCUGAAGCAGUUGGAGGAGCUGCUGAGUGACAUGAAGGCAGAUGUCACCCGUCUCCCAGCAACCAUCGCCCGGAUACCGCCGGUCGCCGUGCGGCUCCAGAUGUCCGAGAGGAACAUUCUGAGCCGGCUGGCGAGCCGAGGCCCCGAGACACAGACGCAGGCACAGACACAACAGAUGUCGCAGCAGUAAACUCAACCUCGGCUCUUUACCUCGGAAACCACCCCCUGCCUCACCUCGACAUUCCUGAUUGGUGCACAGCAGAAUGACGGAUAGCGCGCCCAAGCUUGACACCACGCCCAGACCACGCCCCCACCCACCCCCCCACCCUCCCCCAAACAGACUUUACAGAGUUUUUCUGGACGUUCGAUUCCCUCCCCCCCCCGACCCACAAGUUUGAGGCGGUGGACAGAAAAGCUAUUUUAUUUUUUUUCCUCCUUUUUUCAAUUUCUGUAUUAAUAUUAUUGAUAUAAUGUUAUUAUGAUGUUUUUUUGGGACCUAAAUAAAAAAUAAAAAAAACAAA
Molecule: messenger RNA, 6752 nt
Organism: Hippoglossus stenolepis (Pacific halibut)
Lineage: Eukaryota; Metazoa; Chordata; Actinopteri; Pleuronectiformes; Pleuronectidae
Gene: chd4a
Product: chromodomain helicase DNA binding protein 4a
Exons: 41
Coding region: 380-6421 (2013 amino acids)
Biological process (GO): chromatin remodeling; negative regulation of transcription by RNA polymerase II
Cellular component (GO): nucleus; NuRD complex; chromatin
Molecular function (GO): ATP-dependent chromatin remodeler activity; ATP binding; ATP hydrolysis activity
Source: RefSeq, a predicted model, not a curated record